AUGAACACCAUCGAUGGUUCAGACCGUCAUAUUAAGACGGAAGAAGCUCCUCCACCCUCGCUACUAGCCAUUGUACUAGACACCAAUCCACAUGCUUGGGCACACUUGUCCUCGACACUCUCACUUUCGACUGCUCUGGCCAACAUUCUCGUCUUCAUCAACGCGCACUUGGCAUCUGGAAAUACGAACGAGGUAGCCGUCAUAGCAUCGCACUCGCACAAGACCACGUUUCUCUAUCCGUCGCCUGUAGCCCCGCAAGCCCAGUCACGCAACGGCAUUGCAAAUGGCGACGUAGAAAUGAAUGGGAUUGGGGAUGACAAAGGCCAACAUACGGCGGAGAGUGCAAACAAGUACCGGCCUUUCGCUGUAGUGGAGAGCACCAUACUGCAGAACUUUGUCAAGCUGCUGAACGAGACCAAAGAAAGUCAUUUGGAAGCAACGCCCACGACACUCAUUGGCGGUGCCCUCUCCCUGGCGCUUACGCACAUCAACAAGCAGACUAUUUUACAUGCUCCCACCGCUGCCUCUGCUGAGAGCGCCUCUCUCGCAGCGCUGGCCGACUCGGAGAACACCCAUGUUGACCGCGUGUCCCUCACGUCUCGCAUCCUCAUCGUAUCCGUGUCUGGCGAUCUGGCCAACCAAUACAUACCCGUCAUGAACUCCAUCUUUGCUGCACAGAGGAAGCGAAUACCCAUAGACAUUCUGAAGCUAGCUGGCGAUACGGUUUUGCUGCAGCAGGCCAGUGAUGCGACUGGCGGAGUGUACAUGAAGCCAGAGCGUCCAGAGGGCUUGCUCCAGUAUCUGAUGAUGGCUUUCUUACCUGAUGUAACGGCAAGAGCCAGCUUAGUAGUCCCCAGCGCAGGUGGUGUUGAUUUCCGUGCUGCAUGCUUCUGUCAUCGCAAAGUUGUUGAUAUUGGCUUUGUCUGCAGUGUGUGCUUAAGCAUUUUCUGCAGUCCGGAUCUCCCGGAUAAUCUCUGUCUGACGUGUGGCUCUUAUCUGUCGCUACGAAGCGCGAUGACCAACCCGCCAGCCCUGAUCCCACGGAAGAAGAAAAAGAAGAAGAAGGCUGGGAUGGACUCUGCAACGCCAGGGGCGAACACUCCGGUAGGAUCAGGGACGCCUGCACAUCCCUGA
This is a messenger RNA of Bipolaris sorokiniana ND90Pr, 1134 nucleotides long. RefSeq lists its product as uncharacterized. The transcript is spliced from 3 exons. Gene Ontology annotation, cellular component: transcription factor TFIIH holo complex; transcription factor TFIIH core complex. Gene Ontology annotation, biological process: regulation of DNA-templated transcription; nucleotide-excision repair. Lineage: Eukaryota; Fungi; Ascomycota; Dothideomycetes; Pleosporales; Pleosporaceae. The coding region runs from base 1 to 1134 and encodes 377 amino acids. The record is from RefSeq and is a predicted model, not a curated record.